AUGGAUUUCCAGGAGUCACGUGGCGUUCCGUGGUUGGAGCGCCAUGUGGUCAGCUUGGCACUGGGAAAACCGGGCGUGACCGUGGGAACAGAAGCAGUGGGGCCUCUCAGUGGUGGGUCUCAUGGAUGGAUUUCCAGGAGUCACGGUGGGCGUUCUUGGUGGGAGUGCCAGUUGUGCUUGGCACUGGGAAACGGGCGUGACCGUGGGAACAGAAGCAGUGGGGCUCCAGUGGUGGGUCUCUGGAUGGAUUUCCAGGAGUCAGGUGGGCGUUCCGGUGGUGGGAGUACCAGUUGUCGGCUUGGCACUGGGAAAACGGGCGUGACCGUGGGAACAGAAGCAGUGGGGCCUCCAGUGGUGGGUCUCAUGGAUGGAUUUCCAGGUCACGGUGGGCGUUCUGUUGUGGGAGUGCCAGUUGUCGGCUUGGCACUGGGAAAACCGGGCGUGACCGUGGGAACAGAAGCAGAGGGGCUUCCAGUGGUGGGUCUCAUGGAUGGAUUUCCAGGAGUCACAGUGGACGUUCCGGUGGUGGGAGUGCCAGUUGUCGGCUUGGCACUGGGAAAACCGGGCGUGACCGUGGGAACAGAAGCAGUGGGGCUUCCAGUGGUGGGUCUCAUGGAUGGAUUUCCAGGAGUCACGGUGGGCGUUCCGGUGGUGGGAGUACCAGUUGUCGGCUUGGCACUGGGAAAACGGGCGUGA
Molecule: messenger RNA, 696 nt
Organism: Seminavis robusta
Lineage: Eukaryota; Bacillariophyta; Bacillariophyceae; Naviculales; Naviculaceae
Source: the annotation of a GenBank genome assembly